AUGAAAAUCAAAGCUCUCACCCGCUCAUCGAGCUCCAUUCAGACUCCCGGCAGCGAUGUCGCCCGUCAACCUCGCAACCUCGAUCCUGCUCUGCACCCAUUCGAGAGGGCGAGAGAAUAUACUCGUGCCCUCAAUGCGACCAAGAUGGAGCGCAUGUUCGCUGCGCCCUUUGUUGCCCAGCUAGGGAAGGGUCACGUGGACGGGGUGUACAGGCUGGCCAAGGACCCGAAUGCUCUGGACAAUCUGGCGAGUGGAAGUGGUGAUGGAGUGCUGAAAGUGUGGGAUGUGCCGAGUCGGGAAGAGGUGUGGCAGACGCAAGCGCAUGAGAAUCUGGUCAAGGGCAUGUGCUGGACACGGGGGAGGAAGUUGUUGAGUUGUGGUGCAGACAGGACAGUCAAGCUCUACGAUCCAUACAACACGACGAAGGGCAGCAAGCCGACUGCGACUUGGCUAGGAUCGAGCGCCUUCACAGCCUUGACGAUGCACCGACACGAGCCCGCCUUCGCCGCAGCAGCAUCCUCCGCGAUCCAGUUAUACGACCUCGAGCGGCCCUCGACGACACCCACCCAGACUCUUGCCUGGCCUACUGCGAUCGACACGAUCAAUGCCUUAUCCUUCAACCAGUCUGAGACUUCCCUUCUGGCAUCUUGCGCAUCGGAUCGAUCACUGGUGCUCUACGACUUACGAACAUCCUCCCCACUUCAUCGAUCAGUCCUUACCAUGUCCAGCAACGCCAUAGCAUGGAAUCCAAUCGAGCCUUUCAACCUCGCCUUAGCCAACGAGGAUCACAACAUCUAUCUGUUCGACACCCGGAACCUAACAAGAGCUUUGAACGUCCUCAAAGACCACGUCUCGGCUGUCAUGGACGUCUCCUUCUCGCCAACUGGCCAAGAGCUCGUCUCCGCUUCCUACGACCGCACACUCCGUCUCUGGACACCGCAGAAGUCCGGCCACAGCAGGGACAUCUACCACACUAAGCGCAUGCAGCGAGUCUUCUCAACCACUUUCACAGGUGACUCGACCUACGUCCUUUCUGGUUCCGACGAUGGCAACAUUCGACUAUGGAGAGCACACGCAAGCGAGCGAAGCGGUGUGAAGAGUGCGAGAGAACGACAGAAGCUAGAAUACGACGAGGCGCUGAAGGAGAGGUGGAAGCACAUGCCAGAGAUCAGGAGGAUUGCCAGACACAGGCACGUGCCAAAGGUGGUGAAGAAGGCGGGCGAGAUUAAGGGCGAGGAGCUGAAGAGUAUUAAGAGAAGAGAAGAGAACGAGAGGAAGCAUACCAGGAAGGGACAGAAGGCAAGACGGAGUGAGAGGGAGAAGAUGGUGCUUGCUACCGAAAAGUAA
Molecule: messenger RNA, 1347 nt
Organism: Fulvia fulva
Lineage: Eukaryota; Fungi; Ascomycota; Dothideomycetes; Mycosphaerellales; Mycosphaerellaceae
Exons: 2
Coding region: 1-1347 (448 amino acids)
Biological process (GO): maturation of SSU-rRNA from tricistronic rRNA transcript (SSU-rRNA, 5.8S rRNA, LSU-rRNA)
Cellular component (GO): nucleolus; small-subunit processome
Molecular function (GO): protein binding
Source: RefSeq, a predicted model, not a curated record